Molecule: messenger RNA, 1132 nt
Organism: Drosophila persimilis
Lineage: Eukaryota; Metazoa; Arthropoda; Insecta; Diptera; Drosophilidae
Exons: 2
Coding region: 40-1047 (335 amino acids)
Source: RefSeq, a predicted model, not a curated record
AUACAUAUUCAUAUAAAAAUACAAAAAGCAGCCGCUAAGAUGUCUCGCCAGAUGGAUAUGCGAGAGGCUAUUCUCUCCAGAGCCUUAAAGCGCUCCCUCCUAUACGAUUCGCAGCGUAAAAUGAAGUUCCUGGAUAUCGUUGUGGUGCUACCAGAGCCGCCUGAGAAGCCUAACCGCACAGUCCAUCAGCCCAUGGUGCGGUCCAAGAGCUCAAACAGUAUUGAUCGCAUACUGUGGGAGGAGGAACCAGAACCAUUGGAUCCAUACACAGAGCUCCUGCCAUUGGGCCAAAAGUCAGUGGCCGUCUGCAAGGAAGAGUUCUUCCAGCAGAAGGCCAACAAUGGGUUCGGUAAACGGAUCAAACCGUUCUCCGGCCCCUGGCAUAAUGUGCAGCCGAAAAAGCUGUUGGCGGAGCUGAUCGCCGUAAUGAACCCCGAGGCGCCCAAGGAAGCCACUCAGCUCGAAACGAAUCUAGAGGCGGAGGAAUCACUAGAAGACAAAGCGAUUGAAAAUCGCAUCAAUGAGGCCAUGCUCUACUUCAUGGAAGCGUCAAACCCUUUGAUAGACGACCAGUUGGAAAUUCUGUCCAAGCUUAUGAACUCCAAAGACGAUACGAACCAGCAGUCAGAGGAGCAGGAUCCCAAUGUGGUUAAACGUAAGAAAAAUAAGAAGAAGCCCCAAAAGCGGAACCGCAAGAGGAAUAAGGGCUAUAUACCAAACAAGGAUACCACUUUGGACUGUCCUGAGGAGGCUAAUGCUGAGUCUGCUUCGGGGCAGACCACCAACCUGGACCCUGAAGGCGCAGCAAAGACCGAUGCUGCCCAUGACAAGUCCCUGGACACAGGCGCCAGCAUUGAACCCCAAGCAAACCCCGAUUCCGAAGAAGCUGGACCCAAGUCUUUUGCCCCAAAGGUGGACGUGGACACAAACGAGAAGCCCAACAACUUGGAAGCCAAAGAUGAAAUUGUGGUCGAUGCAGCAGGAGAGCAAGCUCGAUUCGACACCGAAGAAGGGGAUCCACAGAUGCCCUUUGCAUUGACACUUUAAAAUCAAUUUUCAAUUUCACAUCUUUUGGCCAAUAUUGUUUUUUAAAUUCUAGUUAUGGUCCGCUGUUUAAACGCCUCUGAGAACA